Messenger RNA from Solea senegalensis (Senegalese sole), 1139 nucleotides. Its product is annotated as migration and invasion enhancer 1-like. Gene Ontology annotation, biological process: positive regulation of filopodium assembly; negative regulation of apoptotic process. The record is from RefSeq and is a predicted model, not a curated record. NCBI's taxonomy places the organism in Eukaryota, Metazoa, Chordata, Actinopteri, Pleuronectiformes, Soleidae. The transcript is spliced from 4 exons.
CGCACCGUAUUCAAAAGAGCUGUCUACUGGCGAUACUGACGUGACAACGCCAACAAUGGGGGUGACGAUACGAGUCGAAUACUGUGGAAAUUGAGGGUACGAACCCCGCUAUCUGGAACUUGCCCGUGUUGUCAAGGGCGAGUUUCCUGAUGCGGAUGUUUCAGGCUUCGUGGGAAGAAGAGCUAGCUUUGAGAUCGUAAUCAACGGGCAGCUGGUCUUCUCCAAGAUUGAAACUGGUGGCUUCCCUUAUGAGGAUGAUAUCUUGGAUACAAUCCAGGCUGCCAGUGAGGGAAAACCUAUGCAGAAGAUUACCAAAAGCCGAGCACCAUGCGUCAUCAUGUAAAUCUCCCUCUAUCCUGCUUUAACAUCAGCAGUAUAGAGAUAGGCCAGUGCUACUGUAAAAUGCCAGUGUUGCCUCUGGUUUGGACAAACCCUUUGUCCGAAACAAACCAACAAACCAUGGUAACCUAACAGCUCGCUGCUUUCUCUGAUUCAUAUACCAAAUCUGCUCUGCCUUCUUACUCCUCUCUCUGUUCCCGUAGUGGGGCUCCAGGCUGUUAAUGAUAACUGUGGCUUAAACUGUUCAGGGUCAUGGUUUGAUGAAUCAAUUCCGGGAAAUCCCUAAAUUUUAUAGGAACAGAGACAAGGAGAAGAAGUUGCAGAAGAGAAUCAGAAAGUGCUGACUUUUCUUAUCUCCUCAAACUGCCUUUUUUGUUCUGCAAGACUAUUCAUGUCAUACAAUUAACAAUUUUCAGUGUAUGCAAAGACUGCACAAAGCAUUCACAUGUGGUUAGGCAUAAAGGGAGACUCUGCACCCCUCAAUGCAGUACAGUUUAUUGAUAUUAUCAAUCAACCAUUUACUGUAAAGGCUGAAGAUAUUAGUAACAUCACAUCUUUAAGCUAGACUCCUACUGUAACAUUGAACUUUUUUUUAAUUUUUUUUUUUUUUUUAAAUCUCCUGUUAUCAUAUUGGUCAACUACUAGAGUAAUUGUCAGCAGUGCAUCUGACGACCACUACCCACUGGUCUCUCUGCUCACACUAAUGAUGUCGGCUCUUUAUCAAAAAUCUUUAUUUGAAUCCAAAUGUUCCCACUGCAUUUUCAAACUGUUAACUUUAAAUAAAGGUACUGGUUAUGUAA